AUGAUCAGUGCAUUUUUCAUAUACUCCCUACGAGGGGAACUCAUAGUAUCAAAAUAUGUCAAGCUUUCGGUGCAAAAGUCUAUGGCGGAAGUCUUUAGAAUUCAGGUAAUCAACAAUUUAGAUGUGCGAUCUCCUGUGUUGACUCUCGGAUCCACGACAUUUCACCAUAUCAAAACAACCGGAAAUUUGUGGCUAGUAUCUGUAAGCCGAUCCAAUGCCGAUAGUGCUGCUAUUUGGGAAUUUUUAUACAAAUUUAGUGUGCUGUUAAAGACCUACGGGCUAGACUCGGAAACGGAGCUGAAAGACAAGUUCAUGACAUGCUAUGAGCUAUUAGAUAUUGUACUCGAGGAAGGCGUGCCAAUGGAUACGGAAUUGACCAAUGUGGCAGCCAAAAUGUCGAUUAAGCCACUAAUGGUACCUGAUACAUUCCAUAAUAGCUCAGAUAAUACGGGGAGUGGAAGUGAUCGCAUCAUACCACGUUCAGGGCUACUGAAAAGAAGAUCCAGUAGCUUCAUAUCUCGAAGCUCCACAAAUGAGCAACAGUCCAAUAUUCCUUGGAGGAGAGGUGGGAUCAAGUACAAAAAAGAUGAGGUUUUCUUGAACGUCAUGGAGCGCAUUUCCAUCUUGGUGUCCAAGGACGGUUCGAUACUGAAGUCAUACGUAGAUGGGACUGUGGAUGUGACAACACACCUCAGUGGAAUGCCGGUCUGCCAGUUUGGGCUGAACGAUGCUUUGUCGGUGACCUCGCCAUUCCAGGACUAUCCUGUAGGAACUGCUAAUAAAAAUGCGAUCCCCAAAGCAGCAGCUGGCAGUGUUAUGCUCGAAGAUUGCAAAUUUCAUCAAUGUGUUCAGUUGGACAAAUUCCAAAACGAUCGUACCAUCAAUUUUGUGCCCCCAGAUGGAAAUUUUGAACUUAUGAAAUAUAUUGUACGGGAAAAUCUGAAUCUGCCUUUUAAAGUGUCGCCAAUAGUCACCGUCUCCCGGUCCAGUUCCAUUGAAUACCGCAUAACCCUAAAAUCUCUUUUUCCAAGCAAAAUCUCGGCAAAAGAUGUUCAAUUAAGGAUUCCUGUUCCUCCAGAGACUGUAAAAUGCCAGUUUUCAACUUCGAAUGGUAAAUGCAAGUUCGUACCUGAAGAAAGCGCUAUCAUUUGGAAGUUCAGCAAAUAUCAAGGGCUAACUGAGAACAGCCUCUCAGCGACGGCAUUCCCCGUACGGGAUGUCCAGUCAAGUAUCGACCAGUGGUCCAAGCCACCAAUGUCUUUGAAUUUCGAUAUAAUGAUGUUCAGUAACUCCGGACUGGUUGUUAGGUUCCUUGAUAUCCUCGAAAAGGAGAAGAAUUACAAUAUGGUUAAGUGGAUUAAGUACAUAUCCAAGUCAGGAGCAUACGAGGUAAGAUAUUAG
Messenger RNA from Lachancea dasiensis, 1401 nucleotides. NCBI's taxonomy places the organism in Eukaryota, Fungi, Ascomycota, Saccharomycetes, Saccharomycetales, Saccharomycetaceae. The record is from the annotation of a GenBank genome assembly.